Molecule: messenger RNA, 858 nt
Organism: Magallana angulata
Lineage: Eukaryota; Metazoa; Mollusca; Bivalvia; Ostreida; Ostreidae
Exons: 9
Coding region: 91-732 (213 amino acids)
Source: RefSeq, a predicted model, not a curated record
CAUGUGAGUAUAAAUAUAAAAGAAUUUAUAUGAUUUGGUAACAACCUUUCCCGCUCAGAUUUUGACGAAUUCAGUCGCUGAUUGGCAAACAUGUUUCUCCUUAUUGCAGCUGCCGUUUUGUCCAUUGCAUAUGCCGAACAAGGAUGUUUGUUUGACGGCAAAAUGUACUCGUCCGGAGAACAAAUAGUGAUAGCUCACUGCCUAGGCGCCAUGACUUGUCUAGGCAACAACGCCUACGGCGAUCUGCAGCAAUGGGGGGGCGUCUGUCCACACAAGAGAGCGGCCAAUGGUCAAACUGGUUGCUUGUUCGAUGGCCGCGUCUAUCAGAAGAACGAGAAAGUUGUCAUUGCUGGUUGUCUGGGGGAGAUGACAUGUCUGGGUAACAACUUAUACUCCAGCCUCACUCCUCUGUUCGGUGAUUGCUCUAACACAAUGACGAAACGUGCUGACGAUGGACAAAGCGGAUGUUUGUUUGAUGGGCGUGUCUACUCUACCGGUGAAGAGAUCCUGAUCAAACCCUGCCUCGCUAAGAUGACCUGCCUGGGCAGAAACAACCUCAGCAACAUCACGCCUCUAUACGGAAACUGUGAAACAAAAAGAAGCAGCAAUGGUCAAGACGGAUGUUUGUACGAUGGCUUCAUUCUAAACGCUGGAGAGACCAUCACUAUUCAAGGAACCACCACAGAACUCGUCUGUCUGGGACACAACCUUUACAAAGAACUGAUUCAUUAAAGAUUGGAGCGGCGCUCUGAGACAAGAUGAGCAAAUGACGUCAUGAUUCAUCGGAUCAAACAUCCAUUACUUCAUGUGUGCUAUUUUUAAAUUAAACAUGUUUUUAUUAAAAAAAAAAUUUAUGAU